Molecule: messenger RNA, 2080 nt
Organism: Cryptotermes secundus
Lineage: Eukaryota; Metazoa; Arthropoda; Insecta; Blattodea; Kalotermitidae
Product: beta-1,3-galactosyltransferase 5
Exons: 5
Coding region: 127-1194 (355 amino acids)
Cellular component (GO): membrane
Molecular function (GO): hexosyltransferase activity
Source: RefSeq, a predicted model, not a curated record
UGUAGUUACGUCGUUCAGUAAAAAAGUGACGUCGCAAGAAUACGCUUCGAGGUUUGUUUCACUGCCUAACACCGCUGUUGUUGCGACACUUCGACUUGUGCGGUGCUUCCGGCCGAGUAGAGUAUUAUGAGGCGUGUCUCGAAGUGGACGCUGGUUCGCCUGGUCGCUGUGUCCGUCCUGCUCUCUGUCGCUUACUUCAUCUGUUUCUCUGGACUGACCGCCACGAGCGACUCGGUGCGUCAUUUCGAUGUACACGGCUCCACCGAGUUCCACAACCUUCUGCUUGAUACUUCUGUAGCUGACUGUUGCGAUGGAGAGCCACUCAAGAUGGAAUUGCCGGCCUCCGACUUCGAGACGCUGCUAGACAUCCGCGACUUCAAAUUCCGGAUUAACCAGCCGUCGUGCAGAGGGGAACCAGAGGUUCUGAUUAUCGUGCAUUCAGCUCCCCGCAACUGGGAGAAGCGCAUGCAGAUCCGCAAAACGUGGGGCUCUGACCUACAAGGUCAUCUACUAUUUAUGCUUGCAGCUGUGGACUCCCCCAUGCUGCAGUUGUCGCUAGAAUCCGAGAACGACCAGCACCAUGAUAUCGUGCAAGGCAGCUUCAGGGACGCAUACCGUAACAUGACGUAUAAACACGUCAUGUCUCUCAAGUGGGCCCUAUACUUCUGUCCCGGAGUGCGUUACGUGCUGAAGACGGACGAUGACACUUUCAUUAACACCCCGGUGUUGAUACGGGCACUGACACAGGGGCGCCUCCGGUGCGGGAUGAAGAAAUUGUUGCUGUGUCGGGUGUGGAGUGGCGUGGCAGUCAACAGGACCGGAGACAAAUGGAUGGUGACUCAGGAAGAGUUCAAUGACAACGUAUACCCAGACUACUGCUCAGGCACCGCCAUCCUGUACUCCCAGGACGUGGUGUACGCGCUGUACAGGAAAGCCCAGGAAACGCCACAUUUCUGGGUGGAUGACGUACAUAUAACCGGAACGGUGGCCGGAGAGCUGAACUUGCCUCAGGAGACAAUGGAGAGCGGAACACUCAGUAUUCGGUUUACGCACAACACUGUCAAGUGCGAUCAUUCUCUUGAGAAGGAUGCACCAUCCUGGAUUCGCUCAUUCCUGUUCAGCAAACACGACCUGUCGACCAGCGACAUGGCAGCGCUGUGGUCGUAUGUGAAAAACUGUGCAAUGACACCUUAGCCGUCAUUGGGAAUUCCGGAAAGAAAAGCCAAAUAUUGUAUCUCAGUUGUGGAACAAAACGCCAAAGAUUACACCACAAUCGUGAAGGAUACUGCCAAAGAUAAGACCAUACCUGUGGAAGGAAGGGAAGAAGAUCGGCUGGUAGUCCUGCCACACAUCUGACCCUAGUUAUAGAAGAUAAUGUCAAAAAAAUGAUUAGUACUCCUAGAUGGAAGCACCAGAGAUCGGACCACAAUUGUGAACGGAAGUGCCAAAUCUUAUUCUUUAAUGCCUAUUUAUGGAGAGACAUCCUAGAGAUCUACGACACGGUGCCAAAACUCGAUUUGCUCAGAAUUACUAGAGGUAGUAGACUAAACGAUAGUCUUAAUGAGAAUUAAUUCUAGUACCUUCCAGUUAGUUUGUUAAGUAGCAUAAGAUGUCUACAACUUUCUCCGUAGAGAUGUGAAACGCGUUAGCUAUGACAGACUAAUAAUGACUACUGAAACAACACUGUGAUAUGAAGUGUUUAUACCACAAAAUGUUAGCCACCUGUUAAUUUCCUAACUUGUACCUGCUGCUACAGCCGGCAUCGCGCAGAGUCGGCAUAUGUACGCGUGCAUGUGUGUUACCGGACAGCAACAAAGUGUUUUGUGAGCAUAAAGUCUACGUGUAAACAGUCACCUGACAGAGUUGACACUUCACCAGUGAUUAUGAUUGAGAUAAUUUAUUUUAUUACUCAAGGAUUUCAAUUUUAGUAACCUGAACUUAUUAACUGUGACAGAUCCAGCGAUAGCCGGUAUGGAACGUCAUACAUAUUAAAUUGUUUCAUAUGAUUUAUACAUUGCUGGAAGUCUGCAUGUGCUACUUAAAUUACUAUUAAAGUUUAUUGCUUAAAAUACUCAAAUUA